Drosophila takahashii is the source of this 455-nucleotide messenger RNA. RefSeq lists its product as uncharacterized. The record is from RefSeq and is a predicted model, not a curated record. Lineage: Eukaryota; Metazoa; Arthropoda; Insecta; Diptera; Drosophilidae.
AUGUGUCGGAUAAAUUCAAUAUUACCUGAAGCAUGCACUCGCUUUUAUGCCAUAUGGUGUAUCACUUGGGGGCUUUUGAUUGGAUGCGGCUAUUCGCUUCUCCUCAUUUUGGAUCUUUCGAGUCCUAAAGCUAAAUUAGAUCUGCUCGAAAGAAUUCUUUCUAUUGCUUAUGCCUUAAUGGGAUUAUCUUAUGGCUUAGCUGGUGCUUUUAUGUUCCUCGGAAUGCAUUACGAUAAGCCGACUCUGUUUAAGUGUGGAAAGUUAUUAAGCUCUAUAUUUGCAAUUGCAACGUUUCCCGUUAUAUUUAUCUCCGUUGUACAUUGCAGCAGUAUGCGUUGCAUGUGUCAAUAUAUGAAGGAACGAUGGAACAAAGGCUAAGAGCACCGAGAUCCUUUGCUAGUUUUUUUUUUUUAUUUUGUUAAGUUAUUAAAAAAUUAAAAUGAAAAAAAAUUAAA